CUUUUCAUUCAGUUACGACUGGAGCCAUUGGAAAGGAUAUCAUCCACUCUAGACAGGGUAGAUAAUUCAGAUGUUGUCUGUGUUCUGUUUGCUCAUGUGAAAGCAUCUUCGAUAUAACGUGAAGGGAGCUUUUAUAACGGUCACUUGAAAUUCCUGAAUUUCUCUUAAUAUCUAACUUUUUGCUCAUCGUGAAAUUAUUUCCGGUAAAUUGAACAGUGAAUUUGUGGUACAUUGGGCUCUUACAGAACUAAAAGAUUUAAUUAUUUGAUUAAGAGUGUGGCAAACAUAAAUAUAUAUAUUUUUACUGUGCAAACAAGUGUUUAAUUUUAGUUCUCCGACAAUUUCUGUUAGAAGUGUAUAUUGGAGGUGAACGAUAACGGCCAAUAUUUGCAUCUCAUUUAUAUUUUUUUCUGUGUAUUUCUUAAUGGUUUACUAAGCAGAGGAUAUUGUCUUUGUUAUUCCCACGAAGGCAUCGAAUUAACGAUAAUAAAUUGACGUAAUCUCUAAAUCGAACUUGUGAGAAAAAUGAAAGCUGUCUUUGUGUUAUCCUUGUCGAUUAUCAUACUUAGAGCAAAGGCAUGGUCUUCCGUUAAGAAUCCUUUUGAGCUAAUGGUUCCACCAAUCAAAAUUCAUCCGAUAUCGGACUGUAUGCAUGUAACAACGGAGGAAGGAGAUUUCGUUUUCAAGAAGAUUCCGCAUCUUGGCAGAGCGGAAAAUGAAAAAGAAAUGAAUAUGGUCGAUGUCGAGAAUCCGAUGACUGUAUGUGGUCUUUACGUUGUUGGGCAGCCAGAUAAACUUGUAGAAAUUACGAUAAAGCAUCUCGACGUGAACUGCGAGUCAGGCGGAUUAAUGGCGUUUGUGGACGGAUGGGAGUUGAAUGGACAUUAUUUCCCAGGAGUGAAAGACCACCAUCGGUCGCUAAACAAUCGAGUUUCCGAAUUUUGCAAUGACCACAGUCAUUGGCCUGUUAUGUCCUAUAAAAAGACUUUCCGAUCCAGCCAGAAUGCCGCGCUUUUACAGUAUCGGAUACCUAUCCGCGGGUCCUUUAUAGCUAACGUACAUUUUCGAACCAUCCCUGAACCUUGUAAUAUUAUGGUCGAGGAUGUUUCCUCUUAUUACACAUUGAGAAAUUACGGUCGUCGCGGGAAUUGUACAUUAACGGCAUUGUUUCCGGCGGUGGUUUCACUUGUUAGCAUCAACGUAGGUGGGAAGCCCGAAUCAGAAAAAGUUGAUUACGAGUGUGAUUCAAUGGAAGAUCGAUUGGAUGUUGGUGGUACAGGUGGGCUUGACUCAUAUGACAUGGAACGGUCAACAUACAUUUGCGGUCAUACAAAAAAACCAGGCCCAGAACAAGCAAUUUUCUGUGGAAUAACAUCGGUGCGCCUAAUGUCUAGUGGUAAAUAUCACAACGAAGCUGUCUUGCUUGUCCGGCAAGCUGACGAAAACGACUUGGAACUAGCGUCGUUAAUUUGUCCUUUGUAAAGUUACCACCUAUGUACAUUAAAAUUAAAUUCACGAGAGAAAAUAAUAUGAAAUUUGUUGAAGAACAUAUGGAUGAAACAAUAAUUGGAAAGAAUAUAGUCAACAUAACCAUUGUAUCUUUUACAUACAAGUAUACACAACCAACCUGGGGAAAAAACUCUAGCUUCAUUGUAACCAUUCCUACAUACAUACAAUCUGUUAAAUAUCUUGUGUAAAAUAAUAAAUAUAAUAAAAUAAUAUAAAUGUA
Molecule: messenger RNA, 1729 nt
Organism: Hermetia illucens (black soldier fly)
Lineage: Eukaryota; Metazoa; Arthropoda; Insecta; Diptera; Stratiomyidae
Product: corticotropin-releasing factor-binding protein
Exons: 8
Coding region: 526-1482 (318 amino acids)
Biological process (GO): negative regulation of corticotropin secretion; negative regulation of corticotropin-releasing hormone receptor activity; hormone-mediated signaling pathway
Molecular function (GO): corticotropin-releasing hormone binding
Source: RefSeq, a predicted model, not a curated record